AUGGAUUUUGAGUCCUCUGAUCUGCCCUCCAUGGACCAAAAGCUACCUUUUUUCUCUAAUCCAAUCAAGAAAGAAGUCUCUCUAUUAAUGUUAUUUUUCUCUUUGAUCCUUUCUUCUGUUGUUUGUUAUAACAUCCUAAGACCUUUGCAGCCGAGGUCUCUCAUCGAUAUAGGUUACUUGUCCCAAAUCCUAAGCAAAACUUCAAAAACUUGUGACUACUCUUAUGGAAAAUGGGUUCGCGACGAAACUCAAUCUCGUCAAAGAUACACAGAGAAGUGUCCAUUAUUGGAUCCUGGAUUCCGGUGUCAACAAAAUGGUCGAAAGGAUUCAGAUUAUCAAAAGUGGCGAUGGCAACCCGAAGAUUGUCAUCUUCCAAGAUUUGAUGCAAAAGACUUUCUCCGGCGUAGCCAGAAUGGUCGGAUUGUUUUCGCCGGCGAUUCCAUUGGAAGAAAUCAAUGGGAAUCCCUAAUAUGCAUGCUCACACAAGGAGUUUCAAAUCAAUCUACGGUAUACGAGGAAAAUGGUAACCCAAUAACGAAACAUAAGGGCUUCUUGUCAAUUCGAUUCCAAGAAUACAAUCUCACUGUCGAAUACUACAGAAUGCCUUAUUUAGUCGUCAUUGAUCGCCCACCAAAAAAUUCGUCCAAGGAAGUUACCGGUGUGGUUAGGGUCGAUAAACUGCAUUGGUUCUCCACUAAAUGGGUUGGAGCGAAUGUUUUUGUAUUCAGCGCUGGUCAUUGGUGGAAUCAAGACAAAACUAUCAAGAGGGGACAUUUUUUCCAGGAAGGAAAAAGUGUGAACGUGACUAUGGAUGUAAUGGAAGCCUUCCGAAGAUCUCUAAACACGUUGAAGUCGUGGUUGAUGCAAAAUUUAGAGCCCGAAAAGAGCCUUAUCUUCUUCCGCAGUUAUUCGCCAAUACAUUACAGGGAUGGAGAAUGGAAUGAAGGUGGUCAUUGUAAUUUGAAUAUAGAACCAGAAACAAACUACAAAAGGCUGAACUCAGAACCAAGAAACAAUAUAUUUAUUUACGAAGUAAUCAAACAAAUGGAAAGUGCAAAGAGAAAUGUUCACUUCUUGAACAUAACGUAUUUAACUGAAUUUAGGAAAGAUGGUCAUCCAUCAAACCACCGCGAACCAGGUACUUCAAUCACUGCACCACAAGACUGCAGCCAUUGGUGUCUACCUGGAGUGCCUGACACUUGGAAUGAACUUCUGUAUGCCAAGCUGUUGGCAACAGGAUUUAAAACCAGGCCGAUAUGA
This is a messenger RNA of Fraxinus pennsylvanica, 1260 nucleotides long. Lineage: Eukaryota; Viridiplantae; Streptophyta; Magnoliopsida; Lamiales; Oleaceae. The record is from the annotation of a GenBank genome assembly.